GUGCUGGCAUUUGAAUCUGACUCCACAUAUUUGUAUCAUUGGUCACUAAGGGACAGAAGCGCCAUCUAUUGAACGUACAUGGUCACACCUUAUAUUUACUCACGGGCAUGUUCAAUCUUGUGUACACUGUUAUAUCACGACUGAAAAACUAAACAAAAGUCUCCUGGGGAGACCACUGCAAACAUUUCUGCAUUGCUGCACAAUUUUCAAUCUUGGCUGCAGCUUAAAGAAGAUUCAGAAUAUAUUCUUUUUCAUUUUUGUAUUUAUUUUUACAUUUGCUUUCCAAGAACUCGCUUUAAAAGACUUGUCAGAAAUACAUGGCUUCACUUGUUAAGGACAUUGAAAAUAGAGAUGUGCCAGCCUUACACUGUGAAAUCUGGAAACUUGCCAAGGCGGGACGUGAAGCUCUAGGGAAAGAUAAUUACAUCUCAGCUCUCUCCUUAUUUAAGAAAGCCUAUCUUAUUUCCUGCAAGCUUCCUGAUGGCCCAGUCCAAAAAGCAUGUCUCUUCAACCUUGGUGGAGGCUAUAUUGCAGCAGGAAAGGCCAAGAAAGGACUGAAGUGUCUAACUAAGUGCAAGCAGAAAGCAGGCAAUGGUAAAGAUCCAGACCUUUAUUUUAACAUUGCCAUUGCCUAUGAGGGCAUGAAGGAGUAUGCCAAGGCUGUCCGCUUUUAUGGGAAGGCAUUAAGUCAAUAUAAAAAUGACCAGGCAGACAAUAUUGCUGAUACGUUCAUAAAAAUGGGCUACUGCUCCUUGAAUCUGGAGGAUUCAGCCUCUGCCUCUCUUUCCUUCCAAAUGGCUGGCCUAUCAUACCAGCAGGCUGGACGGCCGGAUGAUGCUGCUAUGGCGCUGAGAGAAUCUGCUAAUUACAUGAUCAGGAAUGGAAACUUCUCAGAAGUCAAUGUGCAUCAGAUACUGGAGAAGAGCCGGGAGAUCAGCAAAGGAAUUGUAGACUACAGAUUAAAAGGGAAGCUUCUCAAUGACCUAGGCCUUCAUUAUGCAGAGCUGAAGAAAUUUCCUGAAGCUAGCGAAUGCUUUGCUGAAGCCAUGAACAGUUGCUCUGGAAAAGGUUUUAGUAUCCGCAACAAAGCCGUUUUGCUCCAGAAUAUGGGUGCUAUAUAUAGCGCCAUGAGACAAUAUGAAGAGUCACUCAAUUACCACACCCAAGCUGCAGACACUUAUGGUGCUCUGGGAGACAGAAAGGCUCAGGGUGAGAGUCUUGGCAACUUGGCUUAUGCCUAUAGUCAACUCAAAAUGUAUAAGAAUGCAGAGUUUUAUUACCAGGAAGCACUGAAAGCCUUCACAGAUGCAGGUGAUGAGCACAGACAAUGGCAAAUGUAUGAAGCCUUAGGAGCUACUCACUUCAGCCUCCGUAACAGGGAUCAAAGUAUAUUCUGCUACAAGGAGGCACUUGCCAAAAUGGAAAAGACAAUGGACAAGUCAAGCAUAUGCAGAAAAAGGAUUACUUCUAAACUGAUGAAUGUUACUGAAUACCAGCUGGCACCCCAGCCAUUCAAUACACGAAAACAGAGCAGCUGAGCUUAUGUCUCAUUAAGAGAAUUAAGGCCAAUAAUAAGAAAAAAAAGGCCACAGUGAUGAACAUAAGCUGAGAACUGACAUCCCAGGAGGAGCACUGUGCUUCUCUAGACAUGGGAGUCCUAUGCAUGAAAUGGACUGUGAAGAACUUCUGGAACUACCUACUGUGUUGCAGCUUCACUCUAGUCACAGAGGUCUAUAUAAGUGUGACUUGAUAUAAGGGCUGUCAUGUUACUGACAUGGUUGUGUCUCUGCCUACACUAACUUGCUGCUCCAGGUCUCUUACACUGAGGGUGUCAUAGUGAGGUAUUUCAAUCUGGCUCCAAAUCUGCAAAAUUAAGAGUUUCCUUUGAAAUCAUAUAAUAUGUGUCAAACAGGUGGAGGAAAUAUUAUGUUAAAACUGAUUAAAAUUCAGUUGGAGUCUUGAAAGGUGCAUUUUGACUUGAAAAUAAGAGCUUGUACAGAAGAAGGUAGUGGAAACAGUUUUAAUUUAAUUUAAUUUUGAUUUGUAAUGUCCUUUCCCUAUACUUUUCACAAAUCUCUGUUAAACUGAAUGUGUAACAUAUUUUCGACUAGUGUUUACCAUGAAAGUGCUUUUUAAAUUAAAUGAUGUUUUUAAGGGUAUCUAUAAUAAAAAGUGAGCUGCAAUCCAUGUGUUAGCUGCAUUAUAAACAGCAGCUUUCAGAAAACAAGUAGCAGACAUACUGUAUACUUGAAAAAGAGGGACAUUAAAAGGUGUCAAAAUUAUCAGGGACUUCACAAUCCACUUUAAUAAAAGGACAAGUGUCUGUGUGUC
This is a messenger RNA of Erpetoichthys calabaricus (reedfish), 2331 nucleotides long. Its product is annotated as tetratricopeptide repeat protein 24-like. The coding region runs from base 318 to 1538 and encodes 406 amino acids. The transcript is spliced from 7 exons. Gene Ontology annotation, molecular function: protein binding. Lineage: Eukaryota; Metazoa; Chordata; Cladistia; Polypteriformes; Polypteridae. The record is from RefSeq and is a predicted model, not a curated record.